AACUGGCAACUCGGAGCUCAGUUUCACAUGGACAGGAGGGCUGGUGAGGGGAGCGCGUUUUCGGCGAGGGAAACACUCCGUAGAAAGCAGGCAUCCACCCUUCGAAGAAACCAUGGCGACCCCAGAAGGAACCGUCGUGGGCCUGCAGAAAUCAGCCAUUUUCCGCAAGCAUAAUCUGGUGGAGACCCGAUACGCAAACCUCGGCACAGCAGGACAGACCAGUUAUACUCGUCGACUGGCCUACUGCAAGGUAGAGGGACAGCGGAGGCCAGGAAUUAUCUACAUACCAGGAUAUUUUGCGCCGAUGAACAUUGCCAAGGCGAAUAUUUUGGAGGCGUUCUGCAUCAGGACCGGGCGACCAUUUGUCAAGUACGAUGCCGAGGGUGUCGGUCAGUCCGUCAUCCCAGACGUAGAGGAGGUCUCCUUCACAAAGUGGUUCGAAGAUGCUUGUUAUGUGGUGGAACACCUGACAGAUGGACCUCAAAUGCUGGUGUCUUCCAGUAAUGGAGCGUGGAUGGCUCUGCUGAUGGCCUCCAGAUACCCGGAUAGAAUCCACAGCACACUCAUGAUCGGUCCCGGCGUCAACCAGUGCAUGGACGAUGACAUUUACGAGGGCAUUCUAGCGUCACUGGACAAAGAGACGGCAGCACGGGUGCGCGCCGGUAAACCGAUGCGCUUCAAAGCCAACUGGGUGGGGGAGGUGACAGGAUCAAAGAAGUUCCUGGAUGAGAUGAAGGCGUUCCGCAUCACCAAUGAACAGCUGCAUAACAUCAAGUGUCCCGUACGGAUCGUCCAUGCCACUGAUGACUCGUCCGUGCUCUGGGACAACUCAGUCCGCCUGAUGGACAUCAUCGGCCACCAGGACGUACGGAUGUACCUGAAGAAGCGCGGCGACCACCGUAUGCUGGCGGACGAGGACCUCCACCUGCUGUUGAUUGCUGUACAGGAGCUGCUGGAUAGUUAUCCUGUGCCUGAUGGCCCUCCUGCUCCUCCGAGUCCUCUGACGGUGUCGCUGAAGGAACUGAGGGAGGCGGGAGUGAUUGGAGAGAGGAGGGAGAGGGACAUGAGAGAGACGGGAAUGGGAGGCGAGAGAGAGCAGAAGAGCAAGCUGUAGAUCAAGCAAGCUGUAGAUCAAGCAAACUGUGGAUCAAGCAAGCUGUAGAUCAAGCAAGUUGUAGAUAAAGCAAGCUGUAGAUCAAGCAAGCUGUAGAUCAAGCAAGCUGUAGGUCAAGCAAGCUGUAGCUGUAGUGUAGCAACCUCCCCUUUUCACAUCGGUGUGAAAGGAAGAAGAGCAAGCUAUUGAUGCAACUCCAGUUUAACUUAUCAUUGACAAGAGAAGCCAAAGGUCAAACACAAGAUGUGCAAGGCUCGUCAAUUGCUCGAGAAAGAAGUGAACACGGGUAUGAGCUUGAGCAGUGUCGUGAGUAGGAUAGAUGACCGGACUGGUCUAUAUGCGACUGCAUUCAGCAGACCGAGAGGACGUAUCCAAGAACCUACUUGGCGAGCAGGCGGCACAAUAUUCGUAGGGGAUCCGUUGGAUAAGUGGAGGCUGAAGUGCGGGAGUGAAUAGGAAGGAGGGUGAAGAGAUUAGUGGCUUGAUGUCCUGGCGAGCUGACAUCACUAGUCAGAGAUGCCAGAUGGAAUGGGAGUGUUUUAUGUGUAUUGAUGCGUAUGUUGGAGAGUCAACCAGCCAGUUCCCUCAGAUAAGAACUACACAGAAUGGAGAUUGGAUAAUGAAGCAAAGCGAAGUGUUUGGUAAAGACGGAGAAGGUGUUGAUGCAGCGCUCAAGGUGUAGUGAAUACGUGAUAGAGCUGUUUCGUGUGUUCAUGGUCCAAUGCAAGUAUAUACCGUGCAAUAACUGUCGGUGUUAGUUAUUAGCUCAACGGCCAACUAUUCUGAUUUCUGAUGUUUAGGGUUAAACUAGUUUGUGAAUUAGUUACAGCUGCAGUGAUCUAUUGUCGUGUUGUGUUGGAUUGUGAGAAAAUGUAAUAAUUAUCAUGUGUCAUGGGAAAACAUGUGUACAGCAAAUACAUUAUAAGAUAAAUA
Molecule: messenger RNA, 2047 nt
Organism: Amphibalanus amphitrite
Lineage: Eukaryota; Metazoa; Arthropoda; Thecostraca; Balanomorpha; Balanidae
Product: palmitoyl-protein thioesterase ABHD10, mitochondrial-like
Exons: 6
Coding region: 113-1114 (333 amino acids)
Biological process (GO): protein depalmitoylation
Cellular component (GO): mitochondrion
Molecular function (GO): hydrolase activity, hydrolyzing O-glycosyl compounds; palmitoyl-(protein) hydrolase activity
Source: RefSeq, a predicted model, not a curated record